Messenger RNA from Peromyscus maniculatus bairdii (prairie deer mouse), 937 nucleotides. Its product is annotated as vomeronasal type-1 receptor 4-like. Gene Ontology annotation, molecular function: pheromone receptor activity. Gene Ontology annotation, cellular component: membrane. Gene Ontology annotation, biological process: G protein-coupled receptor signaling pathway. The record is from RefSeq and is a predicted model, not a curated record. Lineage: Eukaryota; Metazoa; Chordata; Mammalia; Rodentia; Cricetidae.
CUGUGGCCCUUAGCUGAAGAAAAUCAUGCUCAGUCGCAUAAUGGACUUCUGGAAUCUGACAAUCAAAAUAAUGUUCUUGUCACAAACUACAGCUGGAAUUCUGGGAAAUUUCUCCCUUCUUUCCUACUAUCUAGUCUACUAUGGAACAUACACAUUAAAGCCCACAGAUUUGAUUCUCAUGCACCUAAUGGCAGCCAAUGCCUUGAUCAUUCUCUCUGCAGGAGUUCCAAACACAAUGGCAGCUUUUGGUUUGAAGCAGUUUUUGAAUGAUUUUAGGUGCAGAUUAAUUUUGUACAUACAAAGAAUCAGCCGGGGUGGGUCCAUUGGCACCACCUGCCUCUUGAGUGUCUACCAGGCCAUGACCAUCAGUCCCGGGAAAUCUUGUUGGAAGGAUCAUAAAGUCAAAGCUGUGAAGUGCAUUUGCUACUCCAUUGCCCUCCCCUGGGGCUUUUAUAUGUUGAUAAAUUUCAUUUUCCUUGUGUACACAUUUGUCAAAAAGAAUAGUGAAAAUGUGACAAGAAAACAAGAUUUUGGAUACUGCUUUAUUAUGGGGAGUGAUGAAAUCAAUGACUCACUCUAUGCAGCAUUGGUAAUGUGCCCUGAGUUCUUCUUUUCUGUACUCAUGGCAUAUUCCAGUGGCUCCAUGAUUGUCAUUCUUUACAGACACAAGGAGAGGGUUCGACACAUCCGCAGCACUCAUGGUUCCAUCAAAACCUCGCCUGAGUCCACAGCCACUCAGAACAUCCUUGCCUUGGUGUCUACCUUUCUUGCUUUUUAUACUCUCUCCUCUGUCUUACGGGGCUGUAUUGCUAUUUUGCAUAAUCACAGUUGGUGGUUGGUGAAUAUCACUCGCUUCACUUCUCUAUGUUUUCCCUGCUUUGGACCCUUUGUUCUCGUGAAGCACUAUUCCAUUCUGCCUAGACUCAGUUUGGUCUGA